GCCGCGGUGCAGGAGGAGGCGGAGUGCAUUGACUUUGCGCAGUCGGUUUGUUUGGAUUGAUCAUUGUUCCACAUUGUGUUGCAGCACUCUACUACUGAAUAAUGGCAGGAUUUGGUUUCCUCUCUGGGUCAUAAUGCAGCGUCGGAAUGUGACCAGACGUCAGAGACCAGCAGAUGUGAAGACGAGAAGAGCUGCGUACCUCAGCAGGACCUGGCUGACGUCGGACCCUCUGUGGGGCAUCCGAGAAUCCAGCCCCUUCCGCCGCCUCCUCUUCCACAGCAUCGAGAGACGCAGAGAGAAGCCCUUCCUGUACAAAAAGCAAUGGCACGGAGCUGUGUACCAGCUGCUGGAGGACAAACCCACGAGCAGAGUCAGAAGGUCAAAAAGUAGAGCGGCCCAAAAGGAGCUCGAGGAGCACUCUCCAGCAAAUUCGGCAACGCGCCGCGCCAGGUUCUCGAAGGACGCGUCUUCGCUCGGGCCUCUGGGAAGGCCAGGCACGGGAGGGGAGAGGCGCUCUCGGCGUCCGAGGUCCCCCGGCGAGCCUUCUCGUGCGAGAGGGCGUUCCCACGAGGGAGCUGCUGUUUCUGUAAAAGACACCUCGGCAGAAUCAGCCGACGGAGACGCCGCGCCAAACCGCCGUGCUUCCCUGCGCAGGAGGAAGCGGCGUUCCGGCAGAAGGCGGGUGAAUCGGAGCAGCAAGGGGAAGCUGAAGGGGCCGGCAGGGUGGAGCAGCACACUGGUCAGGUCCAAGUCAGGUGUCGGACAUAAAAGGAGAACUCCUGUGCUGUUGAUGCGGUAUAAGAGGCCGUCUCUUUUCGACAUCCAUUUUCUCUGCAGGGUCAAGAGGUCUCGGCAUGGCAGUCGCAGAAAGGGCAGAAAAGUGAAGCACUUCUCGAGGAUCUCCACCCUGAGAGUGAAGAGGUUGAGGGCGGUGGUGCUCAGCCAUUUGUCCAGCUUGAAAGCAGGCUCCAGAGACUUGAUCACGGCAGUGAAUGACACCGUCUGGCCCAGACUGAGAAAGAAACUGUGGAAUACGUCGAGGGCAGAUGGGGCGGGGCUCUCGGGAGAGGUGAUGGCGGAAGAAUCCCUCGUCUCCGAGGAGGCGGAGCCCCGAGACAUGACUGAAAAUGGGCCCAGCGGCGGCCAGAAGUCGGCGUGCAAGGCGGGCGACUCCGGGAGAACGAAGCGCAAAAGCAAGCCUCCUUCGGACAGCGGAGCCGCGGAGAAGCUCGGCGCGCGCAGCCCGCCCUCGGGGGAAAAAAACAGAAAGCACCCGAGGAAAUCCCGAGGCGGGGGAGACGCCCCCCGUCGGGACGUGGGGGCCGACCCCGCCCCCCCGCUGGUCAACGGCACGGCCGGGCAGGAUGCCGGCAAGCCCGAGGACAUGGAGGUGGAGGCGCCCCACCUGUGCGCCGACCCCUUCAACAGGCAGCUGCGGGAUCACCGCUACUGCAAGAGCCUCUCCGGCCGGGAAGGACACGGCUCUCCCCAGGGGGAGGAGGGCCCGAGCGACAAGCCGCUCCGGAGCGCGGCAGUGAGCGACGAAGAACUCCGGGAGCUCAUCCACGAUUUCCUGGAGGAGUUCUUUGGAAAGUAUGGAAGCUUUAUUCCUCUGAGCAAAAGUGAUGUGCUGGAGCACCUGUCUAAAGUGGUGAAUAAGGACCUCGCGGAAAGGAAGGCUUUCGUAUACUCAGAAGUAAGAAAGUAUCAGGCUGGCCUUGCCAGUGCUCCUAUGCACUUCUUCAAAGUGACCUACAACAAGCACACCUUAACCUUAGAGGAUCUCUCUACACUGGAAGGCCAUAACUGGCUGAACGAUCAGGUCAUUAACAUGUAUGGAGAACUGAUCAUGGAUGCUGUAAACCAUAAGGUCCACUUCUUCAACAGCUUCUUUCACAGACAGCUCUCAACCAAAGGAUAUGAAGGAGUAAAGAGGUGGACCAAAAAGGUGGAUCUGUUCUCCAAAUCCCUCCUCUUAAUCCCCAUACACUUGGAGAUCCACUGGUCUUUGAUCACCGUCGACAUAGCAAACCAAAACAUACAGUUUUAUGAUUCCCAAGGCAUUCAUUUCAAGUACCCUGUGGAGAACGUCUUGAAAUACAUCUUAACGGAAGCAAGAGAAAAGAAGAAGGCAAUCUUUCAGAAAGGCUGGAAAAUGAUUGUCAACAAGUGCAUCCCGCAGCAGAAGAAUGACAAUGACUGUGGCGUCUUCGUCCUACAGUAUUGCAAGUGCCUGGCGUUAGGAAAACCUUUCCACUUUUCCCAAGAGGACAUGCCCAAAGUACGCAAAAGGAUUUACAAGGAGCUUUGUGAAUGCAGGCUAAUAGACUGAUUUGGAAUUGUGGAGGAUGGAGCCGCCACACUUUUCUUUUCACUGUUCCUACUCUUUUGAAAAGGACCACCUGAACUUGACCGUUAUUUUCGGCGGGCGAUUCGUGACAUGGGGAGAUCAAGCUGCGUGUUGUGCAGACUGCUUUGUUAAACGUGAUGUCAUUUAAUAACAGUUCUGUGGCGCUCAUGUUCAAAGAUGCGCUGAACUGAUGCAGAAGUGGUUUCAUUCUACUGAACGUUGGCGAUGAUGUGCUUGCUGUGUCGACACUGCAGAAAACACAGGUUGCACACUGAAGGGCUUAAAUGGGACUCCUGUGAUUUUGACUUGCUUCCGGCUUGGGAGUAACUGUUAGGAACCAAGUGCAGUUUGUGUAUCUCCAGUUAAACAGCACAGCAUUGUGAUCUGGAACUCUCUGGUACAGUGAAAUUUUAUGUUACCUCGCAUUAAAUUGCUGAAAGUUUACAGUCUUUUACAAGCAUUUUCCUGUGUCAGCUGUGUGCCCCUUUCGUGUGCUGAUGCCAUGUGAACAUUUGGAAUUUCGUGCACUUUUAAACCAACGGCUGAAACUGUUCUCAAGGCUCUGCUGCUUUGGUCAUUUUAAGAACUAUAACCAAAUUUCUGUUAUUUUAUCAGUUCUUUACUCCUUUAGAGUACGUAAGCUAUAUCAAGUCCUAAGAAACUUGAAAGGUUUUUUUUUUUUUGUAGGUAUUAUGCAAGUUUAACAGGUAGUGUAGUUUCCUUGCAGAAGAAUUAACAGCGAUUAACGUUCAGGUCUUGCAAACUUGAUGAGGUAAAUUAUUGAUACUGCAUGUACAUUGUCAGACUCUGAGAGACCACAAAACUACUCUGUGUGGACCACAUUGCUUGAUUGUUGGGGAAGAAUGUUUCAUUGUUGGCUGUUAGCUAAAACACAUGCCAAACGAUGUUCUUUCUGGGCAGUGUUUUUCUUUAAAUAAAACCUGAGAGUGGAUCAGUGAAGAUUUUUCUGUGCAGUGACUUCUGUAUAAUGAGUAAGUGCAUGGCUUUUACUGUCUCCCAACCCAGCUUUUUUUUUUUUACACCUUUCGCAUGUGGUCAUUUAAAAGUAGAAAUGGGAACACUGAAAUCUCAGUUUUAGUUUGGUAGUUCUCACCUCAGUUUUUUUAGCCCAGUUAAACAUAUUCAGAAAUGAUCAGAUGUGUUGUUUGUAUGAAAACAGUAAAAUAGCUUUAUCUUUCUACAUAUAUAGAAAGAGAACAUAUUCAUGUUAAAAAGAUAUAUGACUAAACAUCUUAUAGAAUGUAAUUCAUUAGGAAAAUGUGGAUUGUUUUUAACUAGAAUCUAUUUAUUUUUGCAUUACCUGCCUCUUGAUGACAGAACCAAGAAAAAAAUACUGAUUGAUGUACUGAGUGAUAAUCUUGUCUGACCAUAUAACAGUGGAUAAAGAAAACAAGAUUGACCUGGAUUCAAAAACAUAGAAUACCAUUUAAUGGUUUUACUUGUCAGACUGAAGAAGAGCUCAGUAUUGCAGUCGAAUUACUUCUUUAAAUACUUUUUUAAAGCAGUACUCCUUGCAAUGUAAUAAUUCUACUGAACCUUAAAGGAGUACCUAGGUUUAUGUUACUACUGCCUUAUGAUUAGUUCUGAACAAAGCUAUUCAGUACAGGAGUGUUGUGCAACACAUACAGGAGACGUUUCAGUCGUAGCUCUGGUGCGUUUUUAACCAGGUGUUCUGUUUGCGAGUUAGAUUCUGAAGCACUGUUUACAGUUUUCAUUGUGCGAUUUGUACAGCUUGUAAGAAAGAAAAUUAUAACUUGUUGUAAAGAGUACUUGAGGUGUAACAAUAAAAAUGACUUUUUUAGGUCUGAUUGUAGUUGCUUCUUAUAGAUUAAUUUAGUAGUGAUGUCCAGUUUACGCAGUGUUCCUUGCAUCCUUAACAUUUCUGCUUAAAAUAUUUGUUGUAGCCUAACAGAGUAUUAACUUCUUUUAAAUGUAAACAUCUGUUCAGUGUUUAGCAACAGUUUAAUUGUGGGUCUGGCACAGUUUUUGUGUAUAACUCAUGGGAUUAAAUGUAUGUUUAUAGUUCCAGAGCAGCAGUGACAAAAUACUGAUACACAAUAAAAGUGCAGCAGUGUACAUUGUUCGUCAAAUUCUUUUUGAGCCCAAACAUUUACACUUUAAGUAGUGAGCAGAUCCGUUAAGUGAUUGAUUGGCGUUGUUGCUUGGGGCUAACACAAAUGCUCAACUGAAAUCAUUGUUGUUCAUGAAAGACAAAAAGACCAAAAUGAAUAAGAAUCUAUUAAACCAAUCGAAAUCACUCCUUAAUCACGGGCACAGUAAAUUAGAUGACCAUGUCAACUUGAGCAGCUUGGAAAUUCUAGAUUGCUUGGUUCCUAUUAUCAUGAUUGAAGGCAGACUUCCUGCUAAAUGUUAGGUGGAGAAUGAGGUUCUGCUUCAACAAUUAGGUGAAAAUGAGAAACCAUCUCUGUGAGGACUAGGAGAGAUUCUGGCCCAACAUCUGGCAUGUUGCAUCUGUCUGGUCAAGUCAACCUUUAUUUUACUGUGGCAGCAAAAGGCUUUCCAUAGGCAUGCCUGGAAUUUGGUGGCAAUCAUACGUUCGUUAUUGCCGCGUUUGUUGUCUCCAGCAGGGGGCCCUGCAAGUGUGAUGAGGUGGGAUUAACACAAGUGUGCCUCUUGUGCAGACUGUGACCUCAUUGCUCAGUCAUCCUCUGCUGGAUUCUUUUCAGCCCUCAGUUCUUCUUUACCAAGGAAGCCAGUCUGGAAGCGUUGGUCUUCCAGCAUGACAAUGCAAGCCCACACAGUGCAAGGACUACACUGGCAGGACUCCCAAGAAAACAAUGUUGUCUUGCCACGGCCAGAUUUAUAUGCCGAUUUCAGGCUCUCGUUAGUGUCUCUGUGGGAGCGGCUUGCCAGUGCUGUGACAAGGAGCCAGCUGGCUACAGCUGCAGAGGACAAUGUGCAACAUCCCACAGCAGUCUGGUGGGAGGCUGGAGGGGUCCAUACGACAGUGCUGCUGCUCAGGAAGGUCAUACCAGCUUUAUACUGCUUUCGUUUAAAACUGUCAUGUUUCAUAUUGAAAACUACCGCUUUGUAUUUCUGUUCACAUUUUCUGUGAUUUUUUUUUUGUUUGGCAUUUGUUUUAAAUAGUCAAUUAAAUCCAGUUCUAGAUCUGA
Lepisosteus oculatus (spotted gar) is the source of this 5505-nucleotide messenger RNA. RefSeq names its product SUMO specific peptidase 5 (gene senp5). Gene Ontology annotation, cellular component: nucleus. The record is from RefSeq and is a predicted model, not a curated record. Gene Ontology annotation, molecular function: deSUMOylase activity. Gene Ontology annotation, biological process: protein desumoylation; proteolysis. Lineage: Eukaryota; Metazoa; Chordata; Actinopteri; Semionotiformes; Lepisosteidae.